Messenger RNA from Symbiodinium sp. CCMP2456, 2943 nucleotides. The record is from the annotation of a GenBank genome assembly. NCBI's taxonomy places the organism in Eukaryota, Dinophyceae, Suessiales, Symbiodiniaceae.
AUGAGCCAGAGUUUGACCAUGUGGCCAGCAUGGACUGCCGAAGCGGCAGCCAUUGAAGGACGUCGGGUGCAGCUCGUUCAAAGUUUUGCCGAGCACAAAGCCUGCUUCGAGAGAGCGUGUGGAAGCUCGGCGCCUUCACGGCCACGGGCCCCAUGGAAGGACGUCCCAAGGUUCCAUCGGCCCCUCGGAGCGGCCUCGGCCCUCAUCUGGGCGCCAAAGCGCCGACGCUCCCGGCGCGGCUCGGUGCUCCGGCGUUCCGCUGAAGGAGCCGACGCGGAUGUUAUGCAGAAGAUCGACAGCCUGAUUGAGCAGGAGAACAUUCAAGAUGCGGUGCACGAGCUCAAGACGGUGCUGGUGUCGGACGAAGACGAGAAGCUUCUGGAACACACUCUCCAGUCCUUACUUGAUGCUGGGGCACUGCGAGUAGUUGUUGGGCUUUAUCAAAGGUGGUGCUGCGGCGAGAACAGGAUGUUGGUAUCAGUCUGUGUGAGAAAGCAGGUGCUGCGUAUUCUGGCAGUCAACUCUCAAUACCUGCCUGCGGUUGCGCAUGUUCAUGAUCUGCUUGCCAAGAAGGAAGUGGAUCAUGAAGAUGCAGUAGCACUGUUUAACAUCAUUCUUCUGGGUAUCCAUCAGUCCGGACAUGCACUAACGGCAAAUCGUGCAGAUCAAGUUCUGAAGAAAAUGGAGGAGUCGGGUGCCAAGCCCAAUUGCGAGACCUUGCGAAUACUGGUGGAAUGUAAGACGCUGUACGCUGGACCAGGAUUUCUGGUGGAUGUCGGGCAGAGUGUUCUGAAUGUUGCACGGCGCUUUGUCGGCAUUCCGCCUGAUGGGGCUGUACUGCUGGCGGUGAGCAACUCCCAUCUGCGGGCUGGGGACCUCGAAGCUGCUUACCGAUGGUUUGUCGCGAGCCAGUUGGAGGAACGUCGACGCCACCUUGGCCCAGAAGAAACGGAUGCCUUAGAGCUGGUGUCGCAGCUGGCCCGUGGCCUUGCAGUAGGAGGCCAGGCGCUUCGACUCCUUCGUGUGUUACAGGCCGUGAAGGCAGAUGGUGGGAAGCUUCCCAGCAGAGCUGCGUCAGUGUCCCUGGCCGGCUACACCGCAGGUCGCAGUCUUUGUACAUGCUGGCUCGAGCCCCCUGCAGAUGUUGUGCGACGACGUGGUGUUUGGGCGUCGGGAGACAAAGUGCAGGUGAAGUGUGCCGAGCAGUGGAAUUGGCAAAAGCUCGAGGAAUCGCGGCACGAGGUGCAUCAGUGGCAUCCAUACCUGUCGCCGGACACCAAAGUUGAACGAGCCUGGCUCGCACCACUGCGGUCUCUGGACGUGAACGGCCUAGGCCUUGUGCGGGACUGGUGUGGGGAAACGCCGGCGCAGGCGACCGCCAGAGAACGGCUCGGCGAUCGCGGUCCCACCCCACCCAUCCUCGACAUGAAGUCGGCGCUCUGUGUGGAGCCACCCGGCGCCGGGCCAGAUGCCUCCCGAAGCUUCUUCUCAGUCGCAGAGCGGAGCCAUAGCCGGCCUGUGGCUCGGCUGCCGAACCCCAGAACUUGGCGGGUCUUCCAUGCCGAUGCCGUGAAAAGGGCUUACGGGAACGCAAACCGCUGCCGAGUGCCAAGCCCGUCGCACCUCCGGCAGCAUCUCUUGGCGGAGAAGUCCUCUCAGCUUCUCCUGGGAGCCAGGGCUGUUGCAAACCCCUUGCCCAUCCCUUUCUCCACGCUGAAGGAGAUCAUCCAGAGUCUUACGAACGAGGAGAAAGAGGCCUUGAUCCACUUCGAGGAGGAGGUGGCUUUCUCCAAGGCUUCCAAGGAGGAGAUUCAAGAAGCCCUCACCAAUGCGAAGGUUGAUGUCGACCUCGCAGGCAGCAGCAAAGAGACUGCAAAGUCCCUUGUCAAAGCGGCCGUGGCCAUGGCAAAGGGGGAGCCUUUCCUGAAUAAGUUGACUGAUGAGGCCUAUGUGGAAGCCGUGGAGCAGAUGUCGGAGGAGGAGCUGCAGGAAGCCUGGAAGUUCCUAUGCUCCGAGCGCAGCACGGAAAUCAUGGGUACCAAACUGUCCGCACGCGUGGAGGAGAAGCUUCUGUCUGAGCUGAAGGAGGAUGAGCAGCUUGACGGGAGCGCCAAAGACGAGCUGCAGCUGGCACUGGAGAUUCUGACUACCUUGCACGACAUCGGGGUGAGGCCGACCGCCAUGGACUGCAAGGCCUUGCUGCAAGCGGCCCAUGCUCUCGGCGAUGUCGAUCUCGCAGGAAAGGUCAUGGAAAGUGUCGCCGGGAGUCUCGCGGAGCAGGAGGAGCCCGAGUCCGAGCUCGGACCUGCGGGGCAGGCGAUGCUGCAGGUUAUGGAAGAUGGUGGCUGGGACAGGGAGGCCUCGGAGGAUUUCCUGAAGGGGAAGCGUGUCUUCACAAGGCGGGAUCCAGAGACAAGCCUGGGCAAAAUGCAGACAAGGUACUUGGAUCCACUUCUGGGGGCGGAGGCUUCCGAGCCCUACGCCAAGGAUCGAGAUGAUUUGCUCCAGGCGUUUACGAAGCCUUACGCCGGCAAGCUCACGCCUUUCAACAGGAAAAGUCGGCCCAAGCCACCAGAGGCUUUCGACGCUGAUGCUGACAGCAUGAGCGAGACGAGCGAGAGGCGGCAAAGCGUGACCUGGACGAGCCACCAGAAGGGCAAAAAAUCCAAAGAGACAAUCGAGGAGACUCACGUGGUGACACGCUCGGAAAUCCUGAUAGCCGGCGUGCAGCACCCAGAAGAGGCAGCAGCCCUGGUCGCUUUGGCUGGCAGAGACAUCACUCGGAGGAAAUGGCUGUCUGGCAGCACCUCGUCGGACCUUGAAGAGCACCUGGACCGCUUGGGGCUGACGUCUCCCCCAAGGGUCAGCGAGUCAAGGAAGCUGCUUGCCUUUGCGGCCGAAGUCCUUAGUGAGGCUGCCGAGACUCGUGCCAUGGUGCUGUGA